AUGAUGUUUGAUUACAAAGAAUACCUUCAGGACAUUAAUGCCUGGAAGGCACACCUUUUACGCUCCGUCAACCAAAAAGAGGCAAAACAGGAUGUACUCGACCAGCUCAAUGAAGAAAGUUGCUUAAUAGUAAUGGACUGGGCAAUGAAAUCUUUAUCCCACCUUUUCCGUGAACAAAUGAGUGGGUUUUUUGGUAAGCAUGGUCGAAGUUGGCACGUUAGUACUGUUAUUACUAAGUUGACUGCCAAGAAAUUUAAAGUUGAAUGUUUUGUUCACCUUUGCAAUACAUGCAACCAAAACAGCUUUGCUAUUACAUCCGUCAUUGAACAUCUUCUAAAAACUCUAAAAGAAGAGUAUCUAACUCUCAAGCAAUGCUUCGUAUGCUCAGAUAAUGCUGGCUGUUUCAAGAACAGAGCACUUCUUCUUGGCUUGCCAGCGGUCUGUGCACGUUCUGGUACAAAAGUCGUCCACUACGACUUCAGUGACCCCCAAGCAAGCAGGGAUAUCUGUGAUUGUAAGAUAGCCUCAAUGAAGGCCCACAUCAAAAGGUGGAUAAACGAAAAACAUGAUGUUCUAACUGCAGAGGACAUGAAGCAGGCAGUCGAGUCUCACAGGGGUUUGACAGGAAUCAGAGCUACUGUCGUUGAGGUAGACCUGAAUGGCCCUGAUGUCAAAGAAGCUGAUCAGCUUAAUAAAGCCACAGUAAACGAGUCGAUGAAGAUCAAGCCAAGACAGAAAAUUGCAAAAGGAAAGGAAGCUGGGAAGACAACAUUUUCUGAUGCUUCAGUACAAGUUGACCUCCAUACAACAGCAGACACAGAUUAUCAGUUUAGAGGAUGAAGAAAUGGAAAAGUCAAAAGAUGAAAUGUUGCAAGAAGAACUAGAAGUAAAUGCAGCUUUAAGAGAAAUGAACCUACCCCAGCCAGAUGCACUUAUGAUAGCUCUGGGGACUCUGCUUAUGACUCCGAUUUUGUCAAAGAAUAGGACUUUCUGAGGAUUUAAUUUUAUCAAACUUUAGCCCUCCCAUAAUCAGCAGUUGUAUUUCUAGUUUCAUUCAAAUGAAUUUUAACUUAGCUUUGAACAAUAAUAAAAAUAUUAUUAGGAUGGCUACUAUACAGCACCUACAGUUUUGAUUCUAUUAAUUUUUAAAAUUGUGGUCCACCCCCUAGCAAUUACCAUGAUUUGACAGUAGAU
Messenger RNA from Porites lobata, 1194 nucleotides. The record is from the annotation of a GenBank genome assembly. Lineage: Eukaryota; Metazoa; Cnidaria; Anthozoa; Scleractinia; Poritidae.